Molecule: messenger RNA, 699 nt
Organism: Quercus lobata
Lineage: Eukaryota; Viridiplantae; Streptophyta; Magnoliopsida; Fagales; Fagaceae
Exons: 1
Coding region: 1-699 (232 amino acids)
Molecular function (GO): catalytic activity
Source: RefSeq, a predicted model, not a curated record
AUGGAGACCCGUGUGGGUGGAGAUAGAGCUCAUGAUGUAACUGAUUGGCUCCCAUUUGACGGUGUAUUUCAUACUGAAACGAUUGGCCGGAAAGGGGGGCUAUGGCUUCUCUGGUAUUCAAAUAGAGUGGAGGUGGAGCUGCUAGCAAGUUCUGAACAAGAAAUUCAUGCUACAGUCAAGGUACGUACCUCUAAUUCUAAAUGGUUGUUCUCUGCUGUCUAUGCUAGUCCUAGGAGUGUGGAGAGGCAUAUUUUGUGGAAUAAUUUGUCGAAUGUAGCUGAGUUGCAUAACAUGCCGUGGGUUAUUGCUGGGGAUUUUAAUGAACCUCUCUCUGGUGAUGAUAAGUUUGGAGGUAGAGUGGUUAGUUCAAACCGGUCUUUAUUAUUUAAAGAAUGCUUAGAUAAUUGUAAUAUGGUGGAUUUAGGCUUCUCUGGUCCAAGGUUCACGUGGACUAAUCGAAGAAAAGUGCAAAAUCUCAUCCAAGAGAGAAUCGACAGAUUCUUUGUCAACCCGGAGUGGUGUGUCCUUUUUCCAGAAGCAAGAAUAACGCAUCUCACUAGAUGUCACUCCAAUCAUUGCCCGGUCCUUCUUGAAACUAAACCGCAGAAUAGGGUGCGGCUAAACCGCCCUUUCAAGUGUCAAAAGUUCUGGCUGGCAGAUAUGUCCUUUCCCAAGGUGGUAGAUCAGGCCUGGAAUUAG